GUGUCGGUGGAAAUGAGUGUCGGAGGACGAGUUGGCCGAGGGUAAAGUUAAAGAACGCGGUAUCUGGGCGCGGAAGCAAUACUCAGACAAAAGCAGAACAUAACGAGGAUCAAGCUUGGGGACAGGACACUUAAAAAAAGAAAAAGAUGGACCGUGCUCACUUUUGGGCGUUUUCCUUGACCAUCUUGUGUCACGUUAUGGCCGCGGAUAGCGCAGCAAAGGGUCGCGGUUUCGUCGGUUUCAUUGACCCAAAGUCCUCGGACCUGGUGGUGGUUGACCGCGCCACCUCCGAGACCUUACAGAGCGGCCUCACCACUGUCUUCCUGCCGAUCAUCUACAUCGUGGUGUUCGUGGUGGGCCUGCCUACCAACGCCAUGGCCAUCUGGGUCUUCCUGUUCCGCACCAAGAAGAAGCACCCGUCGUCCAUCUACAUGGCCAACCUGGCUCUGGCCGACCUGCUUUUUGUCAUCUGGACACCGCUCAAGAUCGCCUACCACCUGGCCGGCAACGACUGGACGUACGGCGAGGUACUCUGCAAGGUCCUGGUGGGCUUCUUCUACGGGAACAUGUACUGUUCCAUCUUAUUCAUCGCCUGCCUCAGUGUGCAGCGCUACUGGGUAGUAGCGCAUCCGCUUUCCCAACAGCGCAAGAACAAUAAGGUGGCGCUGGGCGUGUGCAUCGCCAUCUGGGUUUUCAUCUGGCUCACCACCACGCCACUCUACCUUUACCAGCACACGGCCCAGUUGCGCGAGCCCGCCAUCACCACUUGUCACGACGUCAACAUCAUCCUGAAUCCCUUGGACCCCUUCGCAUCGGUCCGCCUGCCUUAUUUUUACUUUGUCCUGAUGGGCACGGUGGUGUUCUUGGUGCCUUGUGUCGUUAUCGUGGUGGCCUACGUUCUGCUUCUGCGGGCGCUGGGCCGCGGAAGGAAGGACGGCGCGGCGGCCAAGAACCGGCGGAGGGCGGUGCUGUUGAUUAUGGUGGUGCUGGUCACCUUCCUGGUGUGCUUCAUCCCCAGUAAUAUCAUGCUGGUGCUGCACUAUUCGCUGCUCAAGGACGGCGUGACGGACAAUGGCUACGCCUUCUACGUCACCACGCUGUGCCUGGCUAGCCUCAACAGCAUUCUGGACCCGUUCAUCUACUACUUUGUGUCCGACGACUUCCGCCAGCACGUCAAAAACACGCUGCUGUGCCGCAGCAGCCGGACGGUGGAGCGCAUGCGAGUGUCCUUCAGUUCCAUGAAGUACUCCAAAAGGAGCAAGUCGUUUGUGUCAGACUCAGGGAACACGCAGAGCAGCUCGUGCUAGCAGGGGGACCCGCUAAAGAUGGACUUAAGCUGCUUUAGGUUGUCGUCCGCCCAGCUAGACUGGCAAUUUCCCACAGACUUUCAAAACGUUUUUAACCUCAUUUAAUGUUGCAUAGUUUUGUAAAUAAAUAGUAAAACCCAA
Molecule: messenger RNA, 1448 nt
Organism: Syngnathus acus (greater pipefish)
Lineage: Eukaryota; Metazoa; Chordata; Actinopteri; Syngnathiformes; Syngnathidae
Gene: f2rl1.2
Product: coagulation factor II (thrombin) receptor-like 1, tandem duplicate 2
Exons: 2
Coding region: 147-1307 (386 amino acids)
Biological process (GO): phospholipase C-activating G protein-coupled receptor signaling pathway; positive regulation of Rho protein signal transduction; blood coagulation
Cellular component (GO): membrane
Molecular function (GO): thrombin-activated receptor activity
Source: RefSeq, a predicted model, not a curated record